Copidosoma floridanum is the source of this 2361-nucleotide messenger RNA. Its product is annotated as cyclin-dependent kinase 4. Gene Ontology annotation, biological process: G1/S transition of mitotic cell cycle; signal transduction; protein phosphorylation. Gene Ontology annotation, molecular function: ATP binding; cyclin binding; cyclin-dependent protein serine/threonine kinase activity. Gene Ontology annotation, cellular component: cytoplasm; cyclin-dependent protein kinase holoenzyme complex; nucleus. The record is from RefSeq and is a predicted model, not a curated record. Lineage: Eukaryota; Metazoa; Arthropoda; Insecta; Hymenoptera; Encyrtidae.
GUCGCGAUGCUGUGAUGGCUAGUAGAGCGCGCCCCUCAAGCACGGACCUGCCUUUGCCGAGCGCCAAGCGGUCGAAGCUUAGCAGCAGCGCAGCCACACCAUCACCAGCCGUCGCCGAGUCCUCACCCUCAAGCUGCACCAGUCCCGACACCACCGUAGUAGAGUGUACUCAGGUGUGCGACACCGCGAGCCAACAGCAGCAAGUAGAAAAGACCCCGGGCAGUCUGUUGCUCGAAGCCUCCGAGGAGCUGCCGGCCUCGGACGAGUCCUUUGGCGACGACGACGCUGCCAACAAGGCGUCGUCCCCCGGCACAACAGCGAGGACGGAAGGUGGGGUUAACCAGCCACAAGCUUGUGAGAUGGGCAAGGAGGGCGUCGCACCAUUGGCCUGCGUCAGUCAGAUAAGCGACAACCCACCGUACCACGAGUUGUCCAAGAUCGGCGAUGGAGCCUACGGCAAAGUCUUCAGGGCGAAGAACCGCGUCAACGGCCAAGUCGUGGCUCUUAAGCGAGUCCCCGUGCCGGUGUCCAGGGAGGGCAUGCCACCCUGGAUCAUACGGGAGAUCUCGACCCUGAGGAAGCUCAACGAGUUCCAGCAUCCGCAUGUGGUGAGGCUGCUCGACGUGUGCCAGGGCAACUUCAUGGAAACCAUCUCUUCGGACGCAGGCUCGAAACCGUUGAACGGCAGGUUAUCGAUGUGGCUGGUGUUCGAGCAUAUCGAGCAGGAUCUCGCGUCGUUCAUCAGCGCCUGCAAAUCGCGGGGCGGCUGCUCACUCGACACUGUCAAACACUUGUCCCAGGAGAUUCUCAUGGGAGUGGACUUUCUGCACAUGCAGCGGGUCAUACACAGGGACAUAAAGCCGCAAAAUUUGCUGGUCACGAGGGACGGUCACAUUAAAAUCGCUGACUUUGGUCUGGCCAAGGAUUACGACUUUGAGAUGAAAUUGACUUCCCUUGUCGUUACACUCUGGUAUCGAGCGCCAGAAGUGCUUUUAAGUUGUUCGUACGCCAGUCCGAUUGACAUAUGGUCCGUUGGCUGUGUCAUUGCUGAACUGUGCGAAAUGAGGCCACUUUUUCCCGGUACCAGCGAGACGAAUCAAUUGGACGCGAUUUUCAAAAUCCUUGGAAAACCAGCUAGAGAAGAGUGGCCGGAUAACGUGUCCCUGACUUGGGAUGCAAUUCCAAACAGACUGCCAAGGCCUUUAGAAGCGGUGAUUGCGAACUUGGACGAAUCAGGAUUAGAUCUCAUUAAACAAAUGUUGACCUUUAAUCCGCACAAACGUGUGACCGCAAGCAAAGCUCUGGAACAUCGUUUCUUCGAUGAAAACAAAAGCUCUUGAUGAUCUUUGGUCGAGUCAUGUCCAUCAAUUUGAAAUGAAUGUAACUCUUUAUUUUCUUCACUACUAUUCAAUCACCUACUUGUACAAAACUUUAUCAUUUAAUUACGCUUACGUUUGCGCUACGUCCGUAGCAAGAAAUUUUUCAAUGAAAUUGUUGGAAAAUUUUUGUUGUAGUAUUCAACCGUAUAAUAUGAAAUGUGUGUGUAAGUGUACAAUGAUAACUUAAUUUUCAUGUAUACAGAGUCUAUUAAUAGGACUAGUAGUUUAAAUAUCGUAGGAUUAGUGAGGUAAAAAAAAAAUUUGUUUAUAUGAGAAGUUUUUGUUACGAAAGUAUUUGUACUGAUAUUUAAUUCCAAUUUUGUAUUUUGGCGUCCUUUUAACAAUCAAUAAUAUUGUACAAGAGUACGAAUAUUUUUAUUCAAGCACAACAUAGUGAUGUAAUUUGUAAAGUCUAGGUAUGUGUAUUUCAUCAUUUUGUUAUGAUAAUUACGUAUAAAUUUAAGUCCAAGCGUUUUUACCCUAAAAUAGGAGUUAAGGAUCAUUAUAAGUUAUGUAAAGAUGAUUUUGCAUUAGAAAACCAGUUGCCACUGCCGUAAUUACAAAAACUAAGCGUUAUUGAGCAUACGCAUAUAGUUUAUGUACUAUUUAUUAUUAUUAUUAUUAUUAUUAUUAUUAUUAUUAUGUAUUUUAAGUGUUAAAUGUUAAGUGUCUUAUAUUGUAUUGUGUAUGCAAUCAUUGCGGAUGCUCCGAUGUAUCUUGUGCACCACUUUUUUUAAGACCACGUAUUAUAAGUAUCUAUGAGUGAAAUAAAUAUUUUGUACUUUCAUAUAAGAAACAAGACUUUCUUUGACAUUUGCAUUUAGAAAGCAAAGUAUCUCGCACAAAAACGAUUCUUUUGUAAGUAUCAUGUAGAAAAAUAAUUCAAGAAAAAAAUAGUUACUAAAAAAUUGUAAUCAAUUGAAUAUACUUUUAAGUACACUUAUAACAUAAAAGACUUUGGUUUGUUCAAGCCUCAUCAAGC